This is a messenger RNA of Meleagris gallopavo (turkey), 8816 nucleotides long. It is a transcript of the gene GAPVD1, whose product is annotated as GTPase activating protein and VPS9 domains 1. Gene Ontology annotation, biological process: vesicle-mediated transport; regulation of GTPase activity. NCBI's taxonomy places the organism in Eukaryota, Metazoa, Chordata, Aves, Galliformes, Phasianidae. Gene Ontology annotation, cellular component: endocytic vesicle; cytosol. Gene Ontology annotation, molecular function: guanyl-nucleotide exchange factor activity; small GTPase binding. The record is from RefSeq and is a predicted model, not a curated record.
GCGGAGCGGCGUGAGCGCCGGGACCGCCGGAUUUACGGGUUCCGUCUGACGGAGGCUUAGAACUUGUAACUUGGGCAUUGUCGUGACUUCCUUUUUUGUCACCGAGAGGCUUCGUGCCGGAGGACUUUGGACAGGCGAGUGUCCGUCUCUCGUUCUUGCAAAGUCACGACGGCGCUCUGAAGGAGCGGGCUGUGCCCGCCGCUGAGGGGGAGCCGUGCGGUGCGCCCCGAGUGGGGGCUGCGCUUGGGGGGAUCUGAAAGAAGCACGCUUCUGCAAAUUAGCGUCAGCUGCGCUCGUGGCUUCAGGAAAAGGGCUUCAGAGCGGCUGCGCUGCGGUGGGUUUCGGGACGUCGCAGGUGCUGUAGGUGUGGGUUUGGCUGUGCGGUUCGGCGGGCCCUGGAGAACGUGUGCCGCUCCGAGGAGCCGCAGCCUGCGCGGGGGGCUGCGGAACCGCCAACUUCAGGUUCUGCACGGGAGUUAAUUAGUGUGACUCAUUAAGUAGGGCGAGCGACUCUUUCUAACAGCGCGAGCUGCUGGAGCAGGUUUUGGUGGUUACGUGCUCCUGUUGACUCUUGUGCCUGCUGUAGUGCCACAGCUGGCAAUUUAGUAGGCAGCUGAGCCUAUGCGUUCCUGAUAUGCCCUGUUAAUGAGGGACCCGAGAAAUGAAGUGCUCUUGCACACAGAUCUUGUGUUCAGUGUUGGUUGCACAGAGCAGAAGCAAACUCGAGAGUGAGUCUGAAGGCUGCUGAAGGUCCAUAUGUGUCACAGUUCCAGCUUUCCAUCUCUAGUGUUCUCAGACGUCUGCCAGUCACGGAAGUGAGUACUGUGUAGUCUGCUGUCAAAGAUGGUGAAGCUGGAUAUACACACACUGGCUCAUCACCUCAAGCAGGAACGACUGUAUGUAAACUCAGAAAAGCAACUUAUUCAGAGGCUGAACGCAGACGUGUUGAAGACAGCUGAAAAGCUGUACCGCACAGCAUGGAUUUCCAAGCAGCAACGGAUUAACUUGGACAGACUGAUCAUAACAAGUGCGGAAGCUUCUCCUGCUGAAUGCUGUCAGCAUGCUAAAAUCUUGGAGGAUACGCAGUUUGUGGAUGGAUAUAAGCAGUUGGGAUUUCAGGAGACUGCUUAUGGAGAGUUCCUAAACAGAUUGAGAGAGAACCCUAGGCUUAUCGCGUCCUGUCUGGUUGCUGGAGAGAAGCUCAACCAGGACAACACCCAGAGUGUCAUUCACACAGUCUUUACCUCCAUUUAUGGCAACUGCAUCAUGCAGGAGGAUGAGAGCUACCUCCUGCAGGUCCUUCGUUACUUGAUCGAAUUUGAACUUAAGGAAAGUGACAACCCUAGGCGGCUGUUGAGACGAGGCACUUGUGCGUUCAGCAUCUUAUUCAAACUUUUCUCUGAAGGACUUUUUUCUGCGAAACUCUUUCUUACUGCAACUUUACAUGAGCCAAUCAUGCAGCUUCUGGUUGAAGAUGAAGAUCAUCUGGAAACUGAUCCAAACAAAUUAAUUGAGAGAUUCUCUCCAGUCCAACAGGAAAAGUUGUUUGGAGAGAAAGGCACAGAAAAAUUUAAGCAAAGAGUCCAAGAAAUGGUUGACUCCAAUGAGGCGAAGCUGGUGACCCUGGUGAACAAGUUCAUUGGCUAUCUGAAACAAAAUACGUACUGUUUUCCACAUAGCUUGCGAUGGAUCGUGUCACAAAUGUACAAAACGCUCUCGUGUGUAGACAGACUGGAGGUUGGGGAGGUCAGAGCAAUGUGCACAGAUCUCCUUCUAGCAUGUUUCAUCUGUCCUGCAAUUGUUAAUCCAGAGCAGUAUGGGAUAAUUUCUGAUGCACCUAUAAAUGAAGUGGCGAGAUUUAAUCUGAUGCAGGUUGGGAGACUUCUGCAGCAGUUGGCAAUGACAGGUUCUGAAGAGGGAGAUCCACGUAUGAAGAGCAACCUUGCUAAAUUCGACAAAAGCUGUGUUGCAGCUUUCCUGGAUGUCGUUAUUGAUGGCCGUGCAGUUGAAACUCCUCCCAUGUCUUCUGUCAACCUUCUGGAGGGGCUGAGUAGAACAGUGGUUUACAUGACAUACAGCCAGCUAACUACUCUGGUUGGUUUCAUGCGAAAUGUAAUGUUGAGUGAUCAACUUAAGGAAGAUCGGAUGGCUUUGGAAAACUUGCUAGCAAACUUACCCCAGAACAAACCAGGGAAAAGUAGCAGCCUUGAAAUGACGCCGUAUAACACCCCCCAGCUCUCUCCUGCAACUACUCCAGCUAACAAAAAAAAUCGAUUACCGAUAGCAACUCGUAGCAGAAGUAGGUCAAAUAUUCUCAUGGAUCAGCAUGGGGAUCACGAAGGGUCCUCCCAGGAGACCAUCCCAGAAGUUCAGCCGGAAGAAGUGCUGGUGAUUUCUUUGGGAGCAGGUCCACAGAUUACUCCAGGAAUGAUGUCAGAAAAUGAGGUCUUAAAUAUGCAGCUUGCAGAUGGCGGACAAGGAGAUGUCCCUGUUGAUGAAAACAAGCUCCAUGGUAAACCUGAUAAAACCUUGCGCUUUUCACUCUGCAGUGAUAAUCUGGAAGGAAUAUCUGAAGGUCCUUCAAAUCGCUCCAACUCAGUAUCAUCUUUGGAUUUGGAAGGGGAGUCUGUAUCAGAGCUUGGUGCAGGUCCCUCUGGGAGCAAUGGUGUUGAAGCUCUGCAGCUGCUGGAGCAUGAACAAGCCACAACUCAGGAUAAUCUUGAUGACAAGCUCCGUAAAUUUGAAAUCCGUGAUAUGAUGGGGUUGACUGAUGACAGAGAUAUAUCAGAAACUGUGAGUGAAACUUGGAGUACAGAUGUCUUGGGCAGUGACUUUGAUCCAAAUAUUGAUGAAGAUCGUUUACAAGAAAUUGCAGGUGCAGCUGCAGAGAACAUGCUAGGCAGCUUGCUGUGUUUACCAGGUUCAGGAUCUGUGUUGCUUGAUCCUUGCACAGGUUCAACCAUCUCAGAAACCACAAGUGAGGCCUGGAGUGUGGAAGUAUUACCAAGCGACUCAGAAGCCCCAGAUCUAAAACAGGAGGAAAGGCUGCAAGAACUGGAAAGCUGUUCUGGGCUGGGUAGCACAUCAGAUGACACAGAUGUAAGGGAGGUCAGUUCUCGACCCAGUACACCAGGCCUCAGUGUUGUAUCAGGUAUUAGUGCAACAUCUGAAGAUAUUCCUAAUAAGAUUGAGGAUCUCAGGUCUGAAUGUAGCUCUGACUUUGGGGGAAAAGAUUCUGUGACAAGUCCUGACAUGGAUGAAACAGCCCAUGGAGCCAGUCAGUUGACAUCUCCUCCUUCUCAGACAGAUUCUUUACUUGCACUGUUUGAUCCUUUGUCAUCGAAUGAGGGUGUGUCAGCUGUUGUACGGCCUAAAGUACAUUAUGCAAGACCAUCUCACCCACCACCAGAUCCACCAAUUUUGGAAGGAGCUGUGGGAGGUAAUGAGGCUCGAUUACCAAACUUUGGGUCUCAUACUUUAAUUCCAACUGAUUUAGAAGCGUUCAAGCAGAGGCACUCUUAUCCAGAAAGGCUGGUCCGCAGCAGGAGUUCAGAUAUAGUGUCAUCAGUUCGGAGACCUAUGAGUGAUCCUGGGUGGAACAGACGUCCUGGUAAUGAGGAGAGGGAGCUUCCAAUGCCAGCCACGGGGACAGCUGUUCUGAUGGCUACAUCGCAGUCAUCGUCUUCAUCUCCCAGUAAGGACUCCUCUAGGGGAGAGAUUGAUGAGCGUAAAGACAGCGAUGAUGAGAAGUCUGACAGAAACAAGCCAUGGUGGAGAAAACGCUUUGUGUCUGCAAUGCCCAAAGCUCCAAUUCCAUUUAGAAAGAAAGAAAAGCAGGAAAAAGACAAAGAUGAUAUGGUACCUGACAGAUACUCAACACUACAAGAUGAUCCAAGCCCGAGGCUCAGUGCUCAGGCUCAAGCUGCAGAAGAUAUUCUGGACAAAUACAGGAAUGCAAUUAAGCGAACCAGUCCUAGUGAAGGAGCUUUAGUAAACUAUGACAGUGGAGAGACUACAGGGGACGGUGAGAGUGUCCACGACUCUCCACGUGAUGAGGCUUUGCAAAACAUGUCUGCAGAUGAUCUCCCAGACUCUGCAAGCCAAGUAGCUCAGCCACAAAGUUCUGCUUUCUCCUAUAGGGAUGCAAAGAAGAAAUUGAGGUUGGCUCUCUGUUCAGCAGAUUCUGUUGCCUUUCCAAUGUUGACACAUUCAACGAGGAAUGGUUUACCAGAUCACACAGAUCCUGAAGAUAAUGAAAUUGUGUGCUUCUUGAAAGUUCAACUAGCUGAAGCUAUUAAUCUUCAAGACAAGAACUUGAUGGCCCAGCUGCAAGAAACAAUGCGAUGUGUAAGCCGCUUUGAUAACAGGACCUGUCGGAAGCUGCUAGCCUCUAUUGCAGAGGAUUAUAGGAAAAGAGCUCCGUAUAUUGCUUAUUUAACUCGAUGUCGCCAAGGCCUGCAGACAACACAGGCACACUUGGAAAGGCUAUUGCAAAGAGUUCUGCGAGAUAAAGAAGUGGCCAACAGAUACUUCACUACAGUGUGUGUGAGGUUACUGCUAGAGAGCAAAGAAAAGAAAAUCAGGGAGUUUAUUCAAGAUUUCCAGAAACUUACGGCAGCAGAUGAUAAAACAGCCCAAGUUGAAGAUUUUCUUCAGUUCUUGUAUGGAGCAAUGGCUCAGGAUGCCAUAUGGCAGAAUGCUAGUGAAGAACAGCUUCAGGAUGCACAAUUAGCUAUAGAGCGCAGUGUGAUGAAUCGUAUUUUCAAACUUGCAUUCUACCCUAAUCAGGAUGGAGAUAUUUUACGUGACCAGGUCCUUCAUGAGCACAUACAGAGGUUAUCUAAAGUGGUGACUGCAAACCACAAAGCACUUCAGAUUCCUGAGGUGUAUCUCCGGGAGGCACCGUGGCCAUCUGCACAGUCUGAAAUCCGUACAAUAAGUGCUUACAACCCCCGCGACAAAGUGCAGUGUAUCCUGCGAAUGUGCUCAACCAUUAUGAACCUCCUUAGCCUGGCAAAUGAAGAUUCAGUACCCGGGGCAGAUGAUUUUGUUCCUGUUCUGGUCUUUGUUCUCAUAAAGGCAAAUCCACCUUGCUUGCUGUCCACUGUUCAGUACAUAAGUAGUUUCUAUGCCAACUGCUUAUCUGGAGAAGAGUCCUACUGGUGGAUGCAGUUCACAGCAGCAGUUGAAUUCAUUAAAACUAUUGAUGAUCGCAAGUAACUCAGCACAUACAUGGGCAGACUGUUAGCAGAAGAGUCUGUAAGAAUGUACAACAGCUGUGAAAGCUAAGAAGAGACUUUCAUUGUAUAAUAUUGUACAGAAUCGAGGCAUUUUAAAACACACCUUUACUAAUCAAAUUAAUUUAACAGGUUUUCCUCUUCUCUUUUGGUUGCAUUUUUCUCCCCUAUAGAUACUGGCACUGAACAAGGGACCACAGUUUUCAGGUAUUUUGGAAUCUCAAAACAUACAGAAAAGUCUUUGUGGUUUUUCCACCACCCUUCUUCCUGAAUUCUCACUCACGUAAAUAAUUCACUUCAUUUCUAAUGGAACACUGAAACAAGAAUAAUCAGGGCAACCACUUAGCGUACUUUCUAGCUCAGUACACCUUUUAUUAAUGAAACACCAGCCACACUGAAAGUUUGAAGUAGGUGACAUUAGAUACCAAUUGUAUUUCACCUAAAUUGAAAAUCAGAGAGGACAAUGUAAAUAGUAUAUAACUAUAUUUAAUGCAUCGCAGUUAUCUUUGGACUCAUCGUCCUUUGAAUAAACAAGCAAAAGCCUCUCUGACCUCUAACAGGUUGUUACGUACUGUGCUUUGGUAAAUGAAAGGACUUCCUCAAAAAGGCAAAGGUUAAAAAAGGGCAAAUGGAACUAUUUAUUAAAAUGUAAUUAAGAGUACUGAAAUUUCUGAACUGGAAUUUAUAAUAGGGCUUGUUAGAUAGCUGAACACUUUUUGGCUAGGGCAUUAGGGCACUAUAAGGGUUUGAAUAUGUAAAGGAGAAAGGGUCUGUAAGUUACAGUAGAUAAGCCUAAUAUAAGAGAGGAGUAAUAAAAUACCUUACUGUAAUAUUUUUUUCUGAAAUAUUGUGUAUACUGUACAAACCCCAAACAGAGAUCCUUAACAGAACCUUGGGCUGUAAUAUAUAUUUUGAUUAGUGACAUUAAAUACAUAUACCAGGGGUUUCAGUGAAUGUUUUUACUAAAUGUUCUUCAUGUUGUCUGCUAUGCAGCAGUGCAAGUUUUACUGUUCAUAUAAAAUAUUUUAAAAUGUAACACUGUUCUUUAUGAAACAUAUCAUGGCAUCAGUUCAGGGUGUUUUAUAGAUUUCCCACCCCACCUUUCCCUUAAACUGACAAUUAUGAAUUCAAAGAAGUUUUUAUGCACAAUACCAUGUGGAUUUUUCAUGAAUGAAACAGUCUGGGUGAUGGCCAGUGGUUGUCACGCAUAACAAGCAAUUGCUGUUCUUUUUUAGCUACAAUUACACUGAAAAAGGGCAGUGAGGCCUUUAUCUUUUUCAUGUCAGUAUUAUUCUUUGCUCUUCCUGGAGUGUGGAGCGCACUUCUGACAGAAGGGCACGUUCAGAUGUGGUGUCUGUGAGUGGUAAAGGAAGGAAAAUCUUUCUCAUGUUCUUUGCAAAAUACUUUUUUUUUUUGGUUUUGUGAAUGUGUGCAUUCUGAUGAUAAAAACCUGUACACAAGUAGUAUUCCAGAAAACAAUUUGGUUAACUGCAAUUAGAACAAAUUAUGCAAACUGUGCUUGCUUUGGCUGUGCUACUUGUCAAGGCAUCAUUAAAGAAACUUCUUUACUAGGACUCUUCUAAUACGUAAUUCGGUGUGGCACUUUUGCCAAGCUAAUCCUAAGUGAGAGAGAGGAAUGGGAACUUUUAUUUACAGUCUUUCUGCUCUGAGAGAUUUCAUUCUGUGGAGGAGCAAUACUCGAUAGAAAUGGAAUUCCUCUGAUUGCCUUACUGCAGUAUUCCAGUUAUUUAGCCUUGAUGGGUUAUUGGUGCUGAACACGUAACUUAAUAUUGCAAGCACAGCCCUGACCAAUAACACUCAGAAGCGAAGCACAAAUAUGCCCUGGAAGGUAUGGCAAGAUCAUCUCUAAAAGCAAUAUAAACUUAUUUAUAGUGAAGUCUCCUUAAUAUUUGAUUAUUACUUGGGUAUCAGAUGUUAAGCCCAAUGUAUUAAAGUUCCUUUAUUCCUGCAUUUGGGUUUUAGUUGAGGAGAAUAUCUGAUCCCUAAAUUGGUCUUGUUUUGAAUUGUACUGGUUUAAAGGAUGGCACCAAGACACUAAGCUGGCGAUCGCCCUGUGCAUCGCUUCCCUUUGCCUGCUGGCAGAUGGGGUCUGAUCAGCACCAUCACGUCGUUCAGAUUCGCUUUCCUUGAUGGAAGCGGUAAGAACCAUUUCCUUUGCAGUCUUUCUUACAUUGUGUAGAAAAAUACUUAAAAGAACUGGAGUCAUUCUAAAAAAUUAUUUUAAAAACAGUGUUUGUUCUGAUGUGCCCCAGAUUAGCCGAGAGUCUUCAUUGCAAAAUUGUGCUCUUUUUCUUAAACAGCUUCGAAAGUUCCUUAGGUCGCAUUGCUAGCCGUAGUUAGAGAAUUAGGUUUUCCAAAGAAUUAAAAACCUUCCUGUAGUAUCACAUUAAUACUUUCCCUGGUGUCCUGUAACGUUUUAUUUUAGAAUGAUGAAUUAAAUGUGUAGGAAGUGAUGUUGUUAGAUUUUGGUGUGCAAUGGUAAAUGUGAAAAGUCAGCGCAUAAAGGACCAAAAGUGACGACUGUUGCCAAAAGGUGCCAGCCAACCACGUGCACCCGAUUCUGUAAACUUGGUGCUCUCUCUUCAAAUGCCUUCAACAACUGAAGGGCGAAUGGGACGUUCUGAGGGAAAAGGUAUGGGGUCAUUGGCAGUAGGUUGUAUUCAUGGGCUCGAGGGCUGCUUGCUGGCGUCUCCGGAGGAGCUGCCGAGUUAAACGGUGCCAUGACUGUCCCUGUUAGUGGUGCUGAGGUGGUGGUUUCAUUUUUCGGGAGAAGUGAAAGAAAAGGGCUGGUCCUUUCAUCCCUGAGAAAUUGCUUUUUUUUUUCUUCUCUUAAGAAUUCUCUUUAAGGCUUUUGUAGCUCCUCUUUAAGGAGAGUUGGAAUGGGUAUGGCCUAUUUGAGUUCAGAGGUUUUCAUUUUGAAGACCUGAUAUGUAACUGCCAUAAAUUUCAGGAAAAAAAGCCACAAUCCUGUUUCCUGUGUUGGGUUUCUGGUGAGCGCAGCGUCGGUUUGUAUCGCUGGAAAACGUUAACGUUCUUUAAGCCAAAUCGGGGCAGAGGUUUGAGAACUCACUGCUGCUUUCAAACUGCACUGUGUGGAGGAAGGCUGGUGGGGCAGAAAAGGAGCAGCAGGAGAGGGCAGACCUGUUUAGCAGCAAACAUUCAAGCAAGUGAAGCAUGUGUGUGUGAAAUCGAGUGUAACUUAUGUGGCCGUGUGCAGCACCGACUGUGCAGCCUCGGGCUGGCAGCAGGACGGAGAGCUGGAGCAGCAGGACGGGGCGGGCAGCUCUGAGCCGGGAACAGCUGGUGCCUUGGUUGAGCCUGUACUACUGGAGAAUUAACCUCUGCUGAGUGCGUAGUGUGUGUUCUGUACCUUUUAAUUGUGCUUUACCUCUAUUUAAAAGCUUUGUACUGCCUCUCCUAUUGGAAACUGGUAAAGCCUUUAUUCGUCUAAAUCGGCGAGCUUGCACAAUCUUGUAUACAGGAAACCCAUCUUGUCUCUAACGUGAUUAUUCAUGUACUAUCCUGUAAAAACUGAUUAAAAGGAGAGCAGUUGGCCUG